AACAAUUCAAACCAAAACUACCUGACCCUAGAGACAGGUGGGAUUGGUGAAACGAAGACAUGACAUCACAGUUCACCACUCGUGGCAUCGUUCUCCCCGAUAAAUCGAGAAUCACCACAAGAAAUUACUAAGCAAUUAACAUGGCUUAGCCAAAGCACCCGGAGCAGAACUUUAAUCGAAACAGCAAGACAUUCAAAGGAAGAAACAGUUUUCGUUGUUCUUCCCAAAAAUGCAAAGAGUGUCCAACUUAGCAGCCUUCUUUUUCAUAUGGAGCUGUGGAUUUUGCUAUGCAGUUCAAGUUUUCGUAAAGGGUGCCCAUGGAAUGGUCUCUUGGAAAGACACUCCGAAUUGGAGGGACAGAUCUGUUGUCCCCACCCCUGCUCCAGCGGAUGUUCAAGCGUACAAGAAACGAGGAGAAAUUCCACAUCCGUAUCCCAGAGUACAUAUAGUUAAACACGUGUAUGUUCCAGCGCGGACUGGCAUGACCAAAGGGAGGAGACUCAAUAAAAAGAAAAAUUUGAUCCAAAGAAUUUUCUUCUCACUGCCGGUCGGCGCUGAAUUACCGAUCUAUUACACUCAUAAACAAGUUUCAGGUUCACAUAAAAAGAGUACGGUUGUUAAUACUGAAGAAAUUGGUACUGAGGGAAAAAGAUAUUUUUCCGAUGAAAUCAAUGGACCCUUUAGAUCAAGUACCUGGGGACUUCAAGAACCACUAGGAAACCACGAACUGUCUCCAGAUUUAGAAACGAGGACAAUAGCGAGACAAAAUCUCCUCCAAAAUGAAAAUGAUUUAGAGGGUCUUAGGUAUCACGGGAUGAGUGGACAAUACCUUCGUCCUCGAACAGUCGAUAGGCACCGAAUUAUGGAAAAUAAUUCUGCCCUUUUUUUAAAAAGACCGCGGAAAACGCAGGAAAUGUUCUAUAGAAGAUUAAGGAUUCCGGGAACAAAGAAAGUUAGAAGAAAUAUUAAACAAAAAAGCAAAGGAAAAAACGUGAAGAAAUCAGGACUACCCAAAGGUAACAAAAGGAACACAAGCCGGGCCUCAAGUAACAAAAUUAAUUCAGAGAUAGAGAACCUUCUAACAAAGUUCCUCAUUGUCCUGUAGUCCACUGUUCACACUUAAAAAAAAGUAAUUUUAACUUUUGCACAUAGUAUUUAAUAUGCUCUGUAUGUCUUUGAAGGAUUCUUAAAACAGUGUUAAAACUCUUUUCCUGACAAAACAACUUUAAAAAAUUAAAUGGGAUUCUGGUAAAUAAUCAUUAAUGCAGAGGAUAAAACUAAAUCCAGUAAUUUUUGAGAGAAAAAGAAUAUUAAAAAAGGUUGAUCCAAAAAGCUGUUGAUAUACGAAAAACAUUUAAAAAGGUAAAUAAAUUUCGUUUCGAGUAAAAGGAUCGGAGAAAUAAUUAUGCUAUAAAUGAAACACGCACGUAACUUCAUUUGAAACAGUGUUCUCUUUACUGUUAAGCAGGUGAAACGAUUGGCGAUAUAAUGACGAAAUUGAGGCCAGCGAAGAAGGACAAAAAAUAAAUCUCACUGUGGGCUGUGUUUUGGACUUAAUCGUUAGCAAGCGUUUGUGGACGACGAUGGAAUUACCUGAGAUAAACAAUAUAGUCCUUAGUGACCACGUCUGUGAGUUGAUUGAUUUUAAGUGGAGUCUCUAAGUUCCUGGCUUUGUUUUUAGAAAUAACCAAUCCGUCAUUGUCCUUCAAUAGCCAAUGGUCAAUGCCUCAGUAGGUGCCAUCACUGAUUCUGGUUCUUUUGCGUAAUUUUUCGAAAUGACAAAAUGUUGGGGAGUGUCUCCUGUAAAGUGACUUUUCUCUUGCAAAAGAGUAGAUUAGGUUACAUGCUGCAUUUAAAAAACAAACACUUGAUCGUUUUCAUGGCAAGUUUUUGCCACUUGACAUCGUACGUUUUACCAAAGUUCUUUUCUUCCCGGUUAAAAGGUAUUGUUUUACUUAUCCCCAUUACAAAUUAGAUCUUGUUUACCUGUGUUUGUAUCGCAAUUAUGAUGUAAAUAUCAAUGGUUGUUUAGUGAGUGUCAAAAUAGUGGACUAGGAGACGGUGGGUCUGAUUACAGUUUUAGAGAGAGAUACCCAACUUAAUCUAUUUUUAGUUACACGAAUAUUUUGAUAAGGAAUUUCGUUUUCAUUGCCAGCUAGUUGGAGUAAACUUUAAGGUUGGCAAGUUAACGACUUCCGCUUCGUAGCAAGUUUUCAAUAGGAGGUCAGUUUCAAGACACUAUAAGGGAAGGGAAGGGAAGGGUGGGUGACAAUGGUGAGGUUUUUUUUAUAAGAGUCGUCACGGAAUAAAUAAAUUACUAGAUAAAAUUUUGGUCAAAGAGAGAAUCUUGACAAUUUAUCUUAACUUUGGUUUACUUGUGGCCAAGUAGUCUUGAAUAAAAUGAAAACACGACCUUAAAAUAAGAGAAGAAGUUUCCUUAGCUUGGUAGUACGGCUGCUCUGGUAACGUCCUCGCAAAGCUGGAAUUUUACAUACAUUGCAACUUAUAAUACACAAAGUAUGACUUGAAAUAAAGAUUGGCCCAUUUUGAA
This is a messenger RNA of Stylophora pistillata, 2551 nucleotides long. RefSeq lists its product as uncharacterized. Lineage: Eukaryota; Metazoa; Cnidaria; Anthozoa; Scleractinia; Pocilloporidae. The record is from RefSeq and is a predicted model, not a curated record.